AUGAGUACUGUUCAAGAUUCAGUGACUCGAAUGGAUACCUUUCUUUACGAAUUAUAUGAAGCAGCAAAAUAUAGACACCCAAAUAUAGAACCAUAUUUUUGGGGACCAGGUUAUAAAGGGUAUUAUCAGCCAGAUACAAUGUCAUCUAAUAUCAAUCGAGUCUUUGGUUGUGGUUAUUUUUCGAUCGUUUUUUUACAUUCAGGUUCACCUGAAAUUCAAGAUGAAUUUGAUCAAGCUACUCAUUCUUUAAGUUGUGGUACCCUUUUGUUUGUUAAAGCAGGUGAUUGUAAUAACAAUCAAUGUCUUUGGGAAGCCAAUCUUUUACAUGCUAAUGUGACUAUGGUCAGGUAUGCUCAUGAAGCUCUUGAAAUGUAUUCGGUGGAAAGGAUACUAGAAAUGAAGAAAUUCAAGUAUAACGAUCGAAAAGAUCUUGCUUUUCAAUUAAUAGCUCAUGUACCAGACACAGCCAACGAAUGGGAUUUCUUUCCAGUCGAUCGUUGGGAGGAAAAAACCACGAAUGCAAUGCUGAUUGGGAAAGUAGAUGCAGGAUAUUAUCCUAUAAGAUUAACUAUCAAUGAAGCUAUCAAACACCACCAAACAUUCAUAACCAAACUAAUCUCACCACCUCCAUUUGUUAAACCCUUCAAUCAUUUUAUAAAAUCAAGACCUAAAACAUUAAAUUGGAAUUCAUCUAGACAUUCAUAUCAAAGAGAGAUUUUAAGAUCGUUUGCUCAUUCGAUUCGUUCUACAAAGAUAUGUAUCUUUGAUGGUUCAAUUGAAGAAAAAGCCAUCAGGAAAUUUGCCCAAGUGAUGCUUUCUGGAUGUGUGAUUGCUAGUAAUUUGGUAACUGAACAUGAUUCAUUUUUGAAAGGAAAUAUAAUCCAAUUAGGACUUUAUGAUUCAAUAGAAGUAAUCAAUGAGAAAAUUCACAACGCAUUACAAAAUGAGACUGAAUUACAAAGAAAAGCCAGUAAUUGUUUAUCAUAUGCUCGAAAACAAUUAACAGGAUUAAAAGAACUAGACAUUAUCAUCAAUUUAUCAAACCGGUAUAGAUCAGGUCAAAGAGGGUAUAUUUUCCCUUACGGUUUUACAUCCAAAUGUAGACGAUAUCAUCAAUCAGAUACAGAUCGAUUUUUUAAAUCAAAAGAGAUCCAAUUUGUACCUCCUUGGUGUAGAAUUGAUGAAAGGUUAAAGGGGUUUGGUAAUCCUAUUCCGGGUUGGAUUCAACCAGGUGAAUAUCAUUGGAAUGGUCCUACUCCUCCUUAA
Melampsora larici-populina 98AG31 is the source of this 1266-nucleotide messenger RNA. RefSeq lists its product as uncharacterized. Lineage: Eukaryota; Fungi; Basidiomycota; Pucciniomycetes; Pucciniales; Melampsoraceae. The transcript is spliced from 9 exons. The coding region runs from base 1 to 1266 and encodes 421 amino acids. The record is from RefSeq and is a predicted model, not a curated record.